Molecule: messenger RNA, 1336 nt
Organism: Pangasianodon hypophthalmus (striped catfish)
Lineage: Eukaryota; Metazoa; Chordata; Actinopteri; Siluriformes; Pangasiidae
Exons: 7
Coding region: 128-787 (219 amino acids)
Source: RefSeq, a predicted model, not a curated record
GGGACCUCUGAAAUGCUAUACGUAAGGUUGCACUUCACCAGAAAGUAAAAAGUCUCUAGCCUUGCUUGAAGUAUAUUGUUUCCUUAGCCUCUUUGUCCAGUUGUUUAUAGUGAGUAUUUUUUGGAUAAUGGAGAUGCAGCAGAGACAUUCCGGGUCACUGAAUGUAUAUGAUGAUCCAAAGGAGCAAACAAAAACUGAGGACAUAUAUCAGUCUCUGCAGACCCCACCAACAGUAGCUGCAAGAAAUGCUUCAGGGAAGAAGAGAAUGGUUCUACUUCUCAUCAUAAACAUCUUCUUACUGACCACCAUCCUUUUUGUCACGGGAAUACACUACUACCAUUUUAGACAAAGUGGGGCAGCAGUGUUGAAUGACCAGAAAACUAACCAAGACUACCAGUUUAGACAAAGUGGGGCAGCAGUGUUGAACAACCAAAAGACUAACCAAGAGUUAUGGUAUCUCCAUGCCGAAAUGUUCUAUUUGUUCUGGAGUAAUCAGGGCAACUGUCACACAGCUGAAAGGUUUUGUGCCGAAAGGAUGGCCAACCUCGCAACUGUAACAGAAUCAAACAGGGACUGGCUGCAAUCACAAAUCAAUGGAAAGCGCAUGCUGGUGAAAAUGAGCCAGUCACAUAGUUCUGGAGAUGGUUUAGAUUCCUUCCUGUUCAUGGAUGAUGAUGAGUCUGACUGUGAGCUCUUCGGUGCGACCUCUGACCUCAGUAAGCAAGUGGAGGGAUGGGUGUGUGAAAGAGCAGCACAGAGGUUGAAUUACAUACCAACAAUGGGAUAAAAAAAAGCACCAGCUCAGAACAUCCUGAAACUCUGAUAAAGGCUUACAAGUGGAAGACAGGACACUCAUGAUACUUAGCAAUGGGGGUCCUAUUGCAUGAGAGUUCACCUGUGUGCACAGAUGAGAGAGUAAAUUAGAAAUGGGAGGAAAUGAAGUGGAUACAGUUAACAUUUUUCACAUUUACAAUACAUUUUGUAUUGCAUAAAAUUCAUUUGAGUAAUUUAAAUUGGUUACAUUCUAAAUGGGUUAGUUUUACCUAAACCAGAAGAAGUAACAGUUACACAGGCUACAAUAUCACUACUGCUAUUUCAAUUAUGUUCUAUUCUACUAUUCAGUUCUACUGCUGUUGUGUUUUUAUUUUCCAUUAAAACUUGUCAGCCUUUUAGUUCACAAAGUGGUGCCAGAAUUUACCUUCAUUUUACAUACAUAUUUGUAAAUGUAAUAUCAGUGAGACACAAAUGGUAAUCAUGAUGUCACUGGAGAAAAAUUAAUGAAAAGCGUGCAGCUACAGCCACGUUGUUUCAAAGCUUGUUAAAGUUUCAUUCAUAU